This is a messenger RNA of Opisthorchis viverrini, 2490 nucleotides long. RefSeq lists its product as hypothetical. Gene Ontology annotation, biological process: ribosomal large subunit biogenesis; ribosomal large subunit export from nucleus. NCBI's taxonomy places the organism in Eukaryota, Metazoa, Platyhelminthes, Trematoda, Opisthorchiida, Opisthorchiidae. The coding region runs from base 1 to 2412 and encodes 803 amino acids. The transcript is spliced from 13 exons. The record is from RefSeq and is a predicted model, not a curated record. Gene Ontology annotation, cellular component: nucleolus.
AUGGUUUUGGAGGACCGACCUCUCUCAGAAUUACAGUAUAAUCUCAAACGUGAUCCGGGAACCUACAAGUCAGACUUCGCGAAACACUAUGAAGGUUAUCAAGCACUUGAGCAGUCUUUCAACUGCGCCCCCUCUCAGCAUAUUGAAAAGUUGGAGGAACUGCUUCUCUUUAUUUCUCAGGGGUCCGAUUUCGUUGACCUGUCUCAGGUUGUUCAUUUCUAUCCAGACUACGUUGAAGGUUUCUCUUCCGGCGUACUUCAGACUCUACUUUCUCGGUCUUUUGGAAUGAACCCAACAAUGCGCAUGGCUUUUAUGAAAGCAUUCAUGCGGUUAAAGACGAGGGAUUUAGUUCCCUUGGACAAGGCGAUAGAUAUUGCUUUCAAGCUACACCGUUGCCAAGAUAAACAAGUUCGGCAGACUAUGAGGAAUUUCGUCGUCCACGACAUCAAGCGUCUCAAUCUUCGGCAGAAGAUGCACAAAGUUAACUCGCUUGUGCAAAGCCAUCUUGCGAAACUGUUGAAAGAUAACAACCCAACAGUUGCCAGAGAGGCAGUCUUCGUCCUGUUACGAUUGUUCAGAAAAAAUGUUUGGAAUGAUGCUCGAACAGCAAAUUUGAUUGCCGAGGCCUGCUUAGCUAAGAGGAAAAAGGUCUAUGCUCCAGCGGUGCGCUUUUUUCUCGGACAAGACAAGACGAAUAACGAAAAGGACAGUGACAGCGAAUCAGAGCCGGAUACGCACAAAGAGACGAAGAUAAGACAGCUUCGAUUAGGACAUCGUGUUGGUUGCAAAACAAAAAACCGUCAGAAACGACUUGAACGGUCGAUUGAACACAUCAACAAGACAGAGGCUCGCAAAGCUGCCAAGGGUACGAACUUAGCUCAUUUCGCGGCGAUCAACCUGUUACAUGAUCCACAAGCAUUUGCUGAGAGGCUUUUUCGGAAGCUAGAACACUGCAGUGAUCGGUUCGAAAUCCGACUGCUACUGUUGGAUUUGGUCACUAGACUCAUUGGAUUACAUAAAUUGCUGGUACUCAAUUUGUACCCUUUUAUUCAGCGGUUUUUACGACCACAUCAAAGAGAAGUGACUCGUCUUUUGCUGUUCACCGCCCAGGCCAGUCACGACGAGGUUCCACCGGAUGUUAUGGAGCCAGUCCUCCGUACUAUUGCGGACAACUUUGUCACAGAGCGCGCAUCCUCAGAAGCCAUUGCCGUUGGACUAAACGCGGUUCGUGAAAUAUGUGCUCGUUGUCCUUAUGGGAUAUCUCAGGAUCUUUUGUCAGACCUGGUUCAGUAUCGAACGUACAAGAACAAAAACGUGGUGGCAUCUGCUCGGUCGCUUAUUCGACUGUAUCGUGAGAUCAAUCCCUCUGCGUUACCACGGAAAGAACGUGGGCGUCCAACAGAAGCUCAAAUGGAGACCAUGAUCGAAGGGCAAACCUUCAGUGGCCUCGCCCUUUCCUUUGGUCAGACCACGGCUGCCAAAUUCGUGCCGGGAGCGGAAGCUCUGGUUCUGGCUGAAACUCUGGCUAAACAGUCAAAACGGGAAGAUCGCAAUAAUAGUGGUAGCAGCAAGAGAAUUGUCAAAGAUGACAAGGAAACGAAGAACACGGAGGAAAGACAAAACGCGGAAGGGGUUGAUGCUGACGCCAAUGAUGAGGAUUCUGAGGCAUGUGAUGGAGAGGGAUCGUGGGAAUCUUGCUCCGAUAGUGACGAUAGUGAAUCUGACAAUGACUGUGAUGAUGAAGACGCUAAGGAUCUGGAAGGCCCCGAAGAUACUAAACAAGACGCAACUGCUAUACCAAGGGUAGACAAGUCUCUGCAGAAUGUACAGAAAAAGGAUGACGGUUGGAUAGACGUUCCACAGUCUUCGGAUGAUGAUGAAGCCGAGGUCUCGGACACUGCAAAGCCGAAGAUUGAUCCAAGUGAGCUUGCGUCAAAGGCUCUAGAAAUCGCAUCUUCUCGGAUUUUCACUCAGGAAGAGUUUGAGGCAAUGCGGCGGUAUCAACUGAACAAACAAAAGCGCUUUGCUGCAAUGGGUUCACGAAACAAGCGAAAGGCUGAGGACGACUCCGAAUUCCUUGAAAUUGAAUCUGAAGAAGAUGAAGCUGACGGAGACAAGGGCAACAACCAACUCGUUACUAUGAGCGCCAUAACUCGCCUAGUUAAACGGCCUCGACAAAGCAAGGCUGAGAGAUUGGAGGCUAUUGAAGAGGGUCGGACUGGUCGCGAAAAGUACGGCUACAAGGUUAACCGAAUGAACCCGCAUGCCAGUACAACAAAUCGGGAAAAGUCUAAGGGAAAAACAUUCCAGAUGAUCAAGCACAAAGUACGCCAAAAGGCCAAGCGCAGUUUUCGGGACAAACAGGUUGCACUGAGGGAUCAACUUCGUCACAUGUUGAAGCACAUGCGUUGAAGAAACCUACCGACUUGUCUUUACGAUUCAGUGUACAUAACGUAUUUCUGACUGAGUCAAUAAACCAUCAUGCCCGGU